UCUUGGCUUCCCUGCCACGGGAGCAGGGUUAUGCCUUCCCGCUCUGACCGGGUCAGUGAGUCCGUCAGGUGGCACCGGAGAGAGACGAGGGAAGCGCGCAUCCUUCCCGCCCCGGCUUUCGCCAAGCUUCUCCUAAACCUCGGAUGCUGUUCGCAGAGAUGUCCGGGGCGCUGCUGCUGGCGGCGGCCGCCGGGGUCGCCCUCCUCGUGGCCUUCCUGCUGUUGCUGUAUCUGGUGUCGCCGGUGACAAGCCCCAAGCCACUGUCCUUGUCCGGCGCCCACGUCGUGGUAACUGGUGGCUCCAGUGGCAUUGGGAAAAGCAUUGCUAUCGAAUGUUUUAAACAAGGUGCUUUCAUAACGAUAAUUGCAAGGAAUGAGAACCGUCUGAUGGAAACAAAAAAAGAAAUUGAGAAAUUCUCUGUUAAUGAUAAGCAGGUUGUACAGUCCAUUUCUGUGGAUGUUUCCAAGGAUGGUACAAAUGUGGCAAGGGUUCUAAAACAGGCUCAAGAGAAGUUGGGUCCAGUUGACAUGCUCAUAAAUUGUGCUGGAACAUCAGUUAAUGCAAAAUUUGAAGAUCUUGACAUCAGUAAGUUUGAGCAACUGAUGGCUAUCAACUACUUGGGGAGCAUUUACCCAACUCGUGCAGUAGUUACCACCAUGAAGGAACGAAGAAUGGGAAGGAUCGUAUUUGUGUCAUCCCAGGCUGGGCAGGUUGGAGUAUUUGGCUACACAGCUUAUUCUGCAACAAAGUUUGCACUUCGAGGACUAGCUGAAGCUUUGCAGAUGGAGGUAAAGCCCUACAAUAUCUACAUAACAGUUGCGUAUCCUCCAGAUACAGACACCCCUGGCUAUGCAGAAGAAAAUAAGCAUAAGGUUUUAGAGACCAAGCUUAUUUCAGAAGCAUCAUCAAUCUGCCAACCUGAUUAUGUUGCUAGAAUCAUUGUAAAAGAUGCAAUUCAAGGAAAAUUCAGCAGUUCUAUUGGUACGGAUGGUCACAUGUUGACAGUAUUGACCAGUGGGAUGUCACCAGUUUCUUCUAUUGCUGAAGUCCUAGAGGCGGUUAUUUGCAUGGGUAUUUUUCGUUUCGUUAGUCUUUAUUUUAUAGCAGGUUUUGACAGCAUAGUUCGUCGUUGCAUGGUACAAAGAGAAAAGUCUGAAAAGACUGACUGAAAAGUAAUGGUUUUUUUUAAAAAUGAGUCCUGUUUUAGAAGUGGACAGUUUGCUGCUAAAUGGGACUGUCUGUGGCCUGAAUAUACUAUAUACAUGGAAGAGGUGGUGAUCUUCGGUGGUAAAAGAAGGAAACAAAUUAACAACUCCAGGGAAAAAGACUAUGCAAAAGUGCUAAUGAAGAAGACUGCAGUUUGUUUGUUUGUUUUGUUAUCUGUGAUUUGAAGUAAUAAGCAUAUUGUUGCCUUUAGAAAUGAGCUUUUUUGAGGAGCAGAGCUUCAGAGUGGCCUAUUUGCUGGUAAUUCUGGAUGAAUGGAGCUGAUGCAAUGCUUGAUUCGGUGAUGCACUCACUUCUUAAUCUAAGAGCUGUUCCAAACACCCCAAUAUGAUUUGGUUCUCCCACACAACUGUACCAAUUCAGAUCUUAAACAGAAGGCCAAAUUCCUCUAUUAUCUUGGCAAUGUGGUUGCUGCCAGAGACCUGGAUGUUUAUGAAGAGACUGUCCUACAUGGUCAGGCACCAAUGCAAACUGGUUCAGAUGGUUGGGACAAGUUAGUCACAGUAGCAGAACUGGCCAAAAUGAAGCGUUUCAACUCCAGGAUAAUACAUGAAUUGGGUCAAAGUCUUUUUGUCCGCUUCUAAUACUUAAUGUAGCAUGUAACUUUGAUGCUAGAGUACUCUGUCAGUGAUGUGAUAAAAUUUGCAUGAGAGUACUAAUCAGGUUGGAGAAUCAACAUUUGACUUCCCCAUAAGAAGGCUCAUCUGGAGAUUAAUUUGAGUUUCUUUUUCUGCCAACUCUUUGGGAUCUAGUCUAGCACCAAUAUUUUGACUGAUUUUUCUUGAUGUUUAGGAGAGCACAGUAAACUGCAUGAAGUAUUCCAUCUGUUUAAUGUUAAAUACGGAACCCAGUGGUAGAAGUUUGCCCAUAUUACCUUAAAUUCUCUGUGCAGGAGCAGUGAAAUCUGCUUUUAAGUUUUGUAGAUCCUCAGGACUGAUGAAGGAUGCAUUCUUCAAUGAGGUACUAGAAGUCCUUUUUUAAGGCUAGCGGGUUCUCUGUAUAAGCAAAGAUAUAAAUCAAAGUGUCAAUUUACUUAUCCAAUAUAUGCCACUUAAGUUCAUGCUUAUAUUUGCCUGCUCAGGAAACAGCAAGAGGUGUGUUCAGCCUUGUAGGAAUGGAAAUGAGUAAAUGAAGUGAGUACUAAGUAGCAUUAAAGGUCAUUCAGGAAAUUGAUUAUUUUGUGCUCUGAUGGAAGUGUAGUUUUCAGCCUGUCAAUAUUUUCCUAAGGUUUUAAUACCAGCAUGUCAGCCUUAUUAACUACAUGUAAUCUAGGCUUAUUUCUGGGCAUUAUAUUGCUAUGUAUAAAUUUUGUGGUUCCCAGUGGCUGAAGAUGUUCAGCUGGUUCAAAGAAGAAUUUCUGCUAUACUUUGUCAUUAUUCAAGUGCCUAAGAUGACUUCCUUGUGAGAGCCUUCAGGUGCAUGAUGAGGUGCUUUUUGAGAAGCAGAGGCCUUCCACUGCCAUUUUCUUCAAAGAUAAAUGUGUGCAUAGAGAUAGUUGGGAUGAGGAAUUGUACUUCUUUUAAUGUUCUCUGGAGAACACUUUAGUGUCCAGUUAGAGCCCAACUGCUAUUAGAUCAACUGCAGUAUCAUGUCUUCCAAAUUUUAAUUAAUUUUUAUAUCCUCAAGACUGAUGCAAUUACAGCAUCAACUUCUUGAGCCAAAUACUGAUUGGUUGUGUUUACUUUUUUGCACAUGAGCAUGAGUGUUGAUUCUCCAAAUGCUGGACCUGGAAACUUAUAUUCUAUAUAGAGGCCAUUGAGCUGCUUGACAUAUGAAGGACAGAGAUAAUUACCGAUGAAAAGGAAUGAAAACAUAGUAGUAGUUCCUACUGAGUUGUGCCUGGUGCACCAAAAGCACAAAAACUUGGAAGUUCUGGGUCUUAUUCCAGUUAGCAGCUAUGAUUCAGUGUGAUUUGAUGCCUUCAAACAGUAGAACUUUAGAGCAGAAGAAGCAGAUCUGCAUAUGUUCCUUAGAAUGUUUAAAUGGAAUUGUUGCUUUUCAUGUUUGCCAUAUUGAACUCUAAUUUGUGUACAUGCUUCGACUAUCCUAGCAGCUGUAGAAAAACCAUUCCAGUAGGUUAACAAGAUGUUUCAAUUUAAACCUUGGAUUUUUGAUUCUUUAGAGCAGAUUUCCUGAACCUAGUAUUCCCUGGAUGUUUUUAAACUACAAGUCCCAUUGGCCUGUGCAAAUACAGCCAAUGAUCAGCAGUGCUGAGAGUUGCAGUACAAAAUACCAAGAUGGCUCUAGGUUAGGAUAGACUGCUUAAGGGCAAUUCAGAAAUGCCAAAUAAUGAAGCAGUUCAAAGAAGGAUUAACAACUUUUGCUUCUGCUCCAGGGAAUGUUUCACUCUCCCGUUGAAACCCCUGAGGGUUGAUUGUGCUCAUCUGUUAAUGAAUUUUGCACUUGGUUUCUUCACAAUUGAGCAAAAGUGUCCUAUCAUAUAUCCCAGCUUGCUCUUUAAACCGAAGUACUAGACAUUCUAAUGUUACUUAGCAUUACAGCUCAUGUUCUACUUAAGAUUUAAUAGUAAGGAAAGGAAGGGAUUUGGUAAUGAGCCUACACCUGUAAACUGUGAAAAACAUUAUGCACUUUUAAUAGUAACAUUGAAUAUGACUAAAAUCCAUAGCUCGCUUAUGCUUACUGCUUCACAAAGUGUUGUGCCAGAAUUAUACAUUUUAAUAUUUUGUAUUUCAUUAAAUAAAUGAAAAGGUUAUGUUUCACA
This is a messenger RNA of Varanus komodoensis (Komodo dragon), 3946 nucleotides long. It is a transcript of the gene KDSR, whose product is annotated as 3-ketodihydrosphingosine reductase. Gene Ontology annotation, cellular component: endoplasmic reticulum membrane. The transcript has 10 exons. Gene Ontology annotation, biological process: sphingolipid biosynthetic process. Gene Ontology annotation, molecular function: 3-dehydrosphinganine reductase activity. Lineage: Eukaryota; Metazoa; Chordata; Lepidosauria; Squamata; Varanidae. The coding region runs from base 144 to 1169 and encodes 341 amino acids. The record is from RefSeq and is a predicted model, not a curated record.